Messenger RNA from Lytechinus variegatus (green sea urchin), 4973 nucleotides. RefSeq names its product rap guanine nucleotide exchange factor 1-like (gene rapgef1). The coding region runs from base 465 to 3758 and encodes 1097 amino acids. Gene Ontology annotation, molecular function: guanyl-nucleotide exchange factor activity. NCBI's taxonomy places the organism in Eukaryota, Metazoa, Echinodermata, Echinoidea, Temnopleuroida, Toxopneustidae. The record is from RefSeq and is a predicted model, not a curated record. The transcript is spliced from 21 exons. Gene Ontology annotation, biological process: Ras protein signal transduction; positive regulation of GTPase activity. Gene Ontology annotation, cellular component: plasma membrane.
CUUUGGGUGGGUGAGCAUGUGACAGAUUUUUGUUCAAUCACACAGACUUCCAGUCAUUUCCUGUCGAUCGUUUAUAGUUCUGCACUGAAUCUGUUCAUGAUAUCAUUGUGAAGUCACUGAAGUGCAUUUUCACUUGGACUCUUCUGCAUCCCAGACACUUUUCUUCAGCAUUUAAUAUUACAGUGUAGUGACUUGAUGAAUGGCAACAAAAUAGUGAUUGAAAUUAUCAAUAUGAUAGUUUUGGGAGGAUAAGUUGGAAUUAGUAUGAUCAACGGCAUUCAAUUGAAAUAGGCUACACUGUUUUUGUUUUAUCACUCAGAAAGGGAAGUUUGCUAUACGCUCAUACAGAUAAAUAUAAAUUCAACACCCUUCCGCUACCUCGGAAGAACCGGAAUAAACAUCGGAAUAGCGGUUCAUCAGAUUCCCCGAGUGAGCGUGUGACCCGUAAGAAGAGCUUCGUCGACAUGGCGAAGAGGAAAAUGAGUCGUGGGACGAAGGAAACGGUACUGCCGCAGCCCGAGACCCCGAAGAAAGUCGGUGUUGAUAAGGAUGUAGACAAACUGAGGGGGUCUGAGAAGGCAGUAUUAACAGCAUUAAAAUGGUUUCUAGAUGUUGUUCAGAAGGAAACUCUCAUCAUGUUGCCUGGGAGUACAACCAAAGUUCUUCAAGAGAUCAUGGAACUCAAUACAACACUCAAUGCUUGCCUCAAACAAGAAGAAAGCUCUGCAUUGAGUUCCCGGCAUAGCCAGGUAUACCAGAGCCUGGCUAAUCUGAUCCACUGGGCUGACAAGAUAGUUCUCUAUGGUCAAUCAGUCAUGGACAAGAAUCAGGGCACUCAAGUGACCAGUGCUGUCCAGAAUGGCAUUAGUGAACUGGUCAAGCUCUCCAUCGAGAAACUCCAACUCCAGGACAAGAACCGGAACGAGGCCGGACGCCAGUCUCCCUCGGGAUCCGUGUCGUCCUCAUCAGAGCAGACCUCGUCUAGUCUGAAGGGUCAAGGAUCGCUGUCCUCAGCGUCAUCAUCACCGGUCAGCCCUCAUGGGUCACCGAAGGCUCUUAAUAAUUGCAAUGCUAAUAGGAGACCCUCGGAUAAUGUCGAAGCAAUCUUAGUUGAUCAGCGCCCUCUUAGUCCCCGAGAGCAGGAGAUCCUUCAGAAGUCUCCUAUAUCUCCUUUCUGCCCGGUGGAGUUUGGUAGUCCGGUCAUUGACCCCACCAACGCACCGCCCAAACCUCCUCUUCCCGUUCAACGGGUUCUUCUCACAGACAACUUGACUGUACCUCCACUGCCACCGAAGAAAACCAAGCGUAGUUCUCUGUACGACAACGAGCCCAGCGAUGGCCCCUUCCCAAUGCACCCUUCACUGCAUAAUAACAACAAUCCCCACCUAAGCCGAUCCUAUUCAGGCAGUUCAAUGUCAGUGACUAGCCAGCAGUCGGACCUGAGCAACACAAGCUCUCACAGUCGACCCGACUCCAUGCAUAGUACACAGCUUUCAAGUUAUCACAGUGACGACUGGGAUACAUCCACGACUACAACCGAACAAAGCAUUGAUAUGUCAAGACUUUCCUACAUGUCUGGGCGCUCUGAGGGCACCCUAAGUCCCACUCCCGUGGGUCAGACUUUGCAAGCGUAUUCCAUGAGUGAAUCAGUUACGAUCUAUCAGGAGAGGAGACUUAUAAAUGGGGGUUAUACCAGUGUAGGGGGUGGUGGGGAGAGUAGCGGGGGUGACAGUACGCCGCCUCCUGCUCUCCCUAUCAAGGUCAAGCCCAGGACUGUUAGGCAACUGUCGGCUUAUGAGAACCUUAAACCUGAGGAAGCAGACGCUCUGUGCCAGAAGCUCCAGGAGGAGGUCUUUGUUUCGGAGGCACCCCAACCUGACGUGGUGGCAUGUGCAACACCGAAAGGGAUUGCUAAGUUUACGUCGAGUGGGGAUAUUGAUCUUAGGCAAGAAUCGGAUGGUCCGCCUCCUCUGCCACCAAAAACGAACAAACACAUCAACACUUACCUUGAUCUUGUUGGAGGCUACAACACGGACGGCGUAGAACUGUCCUUCCAGCAAUCGUCAAUCUCCACCCAAAUGUUGUCUUACAACUGCUCAUCAAACCACGCCUCACCGUACGAGUACAUGCAACGCCGGGAAGAGUUCUUCCAGGCGUCCUACCGCCUUGAUGGCCAAGGACUUUCUGACUCUGUCUCUACCUGCAGUACAUGUAGCGUGGCAAGAGGUCAUCAUUCACAGCAGGAGCGGUUUGAGAUGUCACCGGGGAUCGCGGGACGGAGCUAUGACAAGGGAUAUGAGACCAUGUCACAGGGUAGUCACGAUAGCGAUGAGCUGCCUCCAGCGAUUCCACCGAAAAAGAAGGGCUCGGUUCCUAAUAGUUCUGAGCUGAGGUCAAGGCAUUAUACAAACCCUGAGAGGCCGUCAUCACCUAUGUAUGAUCUCAAAAAGAAAUCAGAAAGCAUGAUUGAGAAUGGUGACCAGCAACACUCGCACAAUGGUGCGCAGCUACCUGUGUCCGCAAGACUGCCGUCAGAAGUGGAGUCUGAACCAGAAGAAAGUUUUAGUGAAGGCGGUAUUCUAGACAUGUUAGAUGUCAGUGAACUCUUAUCAUGGAGUCUGGAGGAGAAAGAUAAUCCUGUGAAAGGUGGUCCUAUUGAUGCACUGAUUGUAUAUGCAGCAGAUGCAGACAGGAAAGAUCUAGUGUACUAUGAGGCUUUUCUGACAACAUACAGAAUGUUCAUCAACUCAAGAGAUCUACUCAACAAACUGCUUUACAGAUAUAAGAAGUUUCGCCACAAGACUGACAUGAAAUCUAGGCGAGCCAACCGUAAUGCAUUCUUCUUACUGCUAAGGGUAGCUGGAGAUCUCAUCGGGCAAACAGAGGAUGACAUCUUGAAGAUGUUGAUGGAGCUGGUAUUCCAACUCCUCUGUGACGGUGAGCUCAUGCUGGCCAAGAUCCUCCGAGAUAAGGUCCUCACCAAGAUAGAGAACAACAAGAAAGCGCUCACCACGCAAAGCAAGCAUCUCUGGGGCGUCGGCAUCUCCAUCUCGAGGCCAUCAAUAAAUGAGAUAUCGGGUCAAGAGAUUGCUGAACAAAUGACCAUUCUGGAUUCAGAACUCUUCCAGAAAAUAGAGAUUCCAGAGGUUUUGAUGUGGGCUAAGGAGCAGUCAGAGGAGUUGAGUCCCAACCUAACAAUAUUCACAGAACAUUUUAACAAGAUGUCAUAUUGGGUAAGGUCUCUCAUCUUGCAAGAACCCAAGGCUCAAGACAGGGAGAGAAUUCUCACAAAAUUCAUCAAAGUCAUGAAGCACCUGAGAAAGCUCAACAACUUCAACUCAUACCUCGCAGUCUUAUCAGCAUUAGACUCUGCUCCUGUCAGGAGACUGGAAUGGCAGAGACAGACAGUUGAGGGUUUGAAGGAGUAUUGUACAUUGAUUGAUAGUUCAUCAUCGUUCCGCUGCUAUCGGGCUGCAUUAGCUAUGGCUGAACCUCCUUGUAUACCCUACCUUGGCCUGAUCUUACAAGACAUCACAUUUGUGCACAUUGGAAACCCGGAGGAGCUUCCCGAUAAUGGGGGCGUCAACUUCGUCAAGUGCUGGCAGUACUUCCAAAUCCUGGACAGUAUGCGCAGAUUCAAACAACAUCACUACGACACACUGAAGAAAGAUGAGAAGGUUUUGCUGGUCUUCAAUGACUUUUCUGAGUACUUGGAUGAGGAAGCUAUGUGGCAGCUGUCAAAGGUCAUCAAGCCAUGAAAUCCCACUCCUGCCACCUAAAGUAAGAUCUUAGAUUCCAUGGAUGAUGUCAUCGUGGGUCUCCUUUUGUGGCUUCUGCCCCUGAAACCGUCAGAACACGGUUCCUACCUCUUCAGCCAUUAUCAGGAUCUUUCAUCCCUUGGAUGGCAUCAUUUCAUUCAUUACAUGGAUCCCACUCUUGAUUCCAUCUAGGAAGUGUCUCUAGUCCUGGUACCUUAUCCAGAUCUUUAUCGAGUAAAUUUUCAACAUGGAUUCAGCACUAUAUACCAUCUUAGUUGGGAUCUCUAUUAUGACACCAUUGCUGCAAUCAAGGAAUCCUUGGAAGGCAUCAUCAUACCUUAUUCCAUCCUUGAUAUGCUUUUGAUCGUGGGUGUCAACAUCCCACUCCUGCCACCUGACCAAUCAGGACUGUGGGAAUCCUAAAAUGAUAAUUGUUGUCAACCUAGAUGCUAUCUUGAAGGCCACACACACUUCAAAUCCUGUGGCUUGAUUGCAACUCUUGAUUUUGGUGCCACCCUUUUGACACCACCCUGUUCGAUGUACUCCUUUAGGAUGCCCAAGCAGUUGCAGCUAGUGCUAGAUUCCAGAAUUCUUAUAGUGGAUCUAUAUGGUCGAAGCCCGCGGAAGACAUUCUUUUGUCAGGGGACAAGCUUUCAGUCGCGUGAACUGCAGUGAAUCUGGUCUUGUUGUAAAGCUGUGAUGCUUGAAGUGCAUUGAAGAUUCAAUUGACAUGUUGGCUGUGCCAACAUUUAUGAAACUUGGCAUUAUGUGUUUUUGAAGGCUGCAACCUUCCUCAGAGGAGGUAUGAACAUUUAUAGGCAGUAAAUACUUUUUUCAGUAUUAAUGCGUGAUCCCACUGUGUGGGGGCUACACAAUAUUGAUUUACGAGGUGAUAACACUACUUAAUACAUGUUAUUUUAGAUGACCUGAUGGAUGUGUUUGAUUUAUUAGAUGUAGCAAAACAAGUAAUCUGACAUUUUUUUUAAUUUUAAUGUCAAUAAUAAGUUAUUUGGGCUCUGCCACUUGAUGUGGGGUUUCAGCACAAAACAGUAUUUCUCCAUGUGCUGUUUUCUGUUGUUUUUUAUUUAUUUAUUAAUCACUCUUCAUUUUCUGCUGCUGUGACCAUUUUAGUCAGAAUCAGCAUUAUCCAUUAUCAUCAUCAUCAUCAUCAUCGCUAUCACAGUCAUCCUUAUCAUCAACAUCAUCAUCUCGUUC